CUACGAAAUCCUACGCCUUGCUGAGUCAUUCAACCGGACAGUUAACGCAAAGCACUCAAGGCGACAGAUUAGCCAAGCACUCAAUUUGACAACGGUUCAACAGCGAGAAGCAGCACUUCACUUCACAGUCACUUCUCCUUUGAUGUUGAGAUUGAGCACAUCUGCUAAUGAGGAAGUUCUACAUCUGAUGAGAUGGUUCUAUGCAAUUUCCUCUUCUUAUAAAGUAAUCUAA
This is a messenger RNA of Loa loa (African eye worm), 232 nucleotides long. RefSeq lists its product as hypothetical. The transcript has a single exon. The annotation marks the transcript as partial. The record is from RefSeq and is a predicted model, not a curated record. NCBI's taxonomy places the organism in Eukaryota, Metazoa, Nematoda, Chromadorea, Rhabditida, Onchocercidae.